AUGCUAGUCUCCAGGUUUAUAGAGUCGUUGGUUGGUAACAACCAAUGCUUCGAUAGCUAUUCCCUUUCGCUCAAUCUAGAUUGCGCAGAAGGUGUUCGAGCUCUCGAUUGGCGAGGGACACAAAGGAGCGAGUUCAAAGUUCACAAGUAUCUCUCACUUGUUUGGUAUAUUCUCAGCUCAAGUACAGAUCACAGCUUUUCAGGUUUACUAUCCUAUAUGUAUACUUCACAACCACUGGUUCUAAUUGGGCUUUGCAUCAGCUGCCUGUGUGGUGGUGAAUUCCACUUCGCGUUAUACACAAACAUUCAAGUACCAACAAGCCUUCCAUCCACCGCCCUUUCCUUCAUCGCACUUAAGCAUCAUGGCUUUUACCUUCGCCGUCGCUUUGCACAGCGGAGGAUUGCAGACGAGAAAGAUAACAGGACUAUGAGUCCUCUGGACACUCGCUUUGAUUGCAGUAACUGCCUUGAAAGAAUCCAAGCAUUCCUGUUAAUAACAGACAUGCCUGAGGCAACUCAGGACAGAAAUUUGCACCCAACCUGCUCUAUCCUAAUUAUGUUCAAUGUUGGGUUAAAACACGUUGUAAACAGACUCACUAACCCUCUUAAACUUCAUGCAGUUCCAUGUCGUAAUCGCCUUCUCGGCCCAAACAAUCGCCCGAUCCCAAUCCACCGGAUUGGAGUUAUAUCACCACACAGUAAUCGUUUGAAAUCUCAAACCCAGAAGCGAAAUUACGCCUCUCCGCCAAAAUGUGGCCAAAGGGUUCCAACCGAGAGGCCAAAACCUAAACAAUUCGCUUCUAAAAUUAUUCGCUACGAUUCAUUCCGCAUGAAUUCUGGCCAGUUCGGCAUGCCGUUUCCAUGGUCGACCUCGGACCCUAAUCCCGCCACGCGACAGCCAAACUCAUGCGUUUCCGUUGAAAGUUUAUGA
This is a messenger RNA of Lindgomyces ingoldianus, 930 nucleotides long. RefSeq lists its product as uncharacterized. Lineage: Eukaryota; Fungi; Ascomycota; Dothideomycetes; Pleosporales; Lindgomycetaceae. The transcript has 8 exons. The coding region runs from base 1 to 930 and encodes 309 amino acids. The record is from RefSeq and is a predicted model, not a curated record.